AUGCUUCAGGACCUUGAGUUCGUCGUGUCCAACAAGGUGACGCGGGUGAUCAAUUGCGCCGGAAGACAGGUACCAAAUCACUGGGAGUCGAUCGGCGUUGUAUAUCUAACGUAUUAUUGGGUGGAUGCCGAGAGCCAGGUGGUCCUGGAUCCACGCGAUGUCGUGUCGCCACGCGCUCAGGUGGUCAAGUCCGAGUCCUUCCGUUUCAUUGAAGAGGCCCUGAAUGCAGCAGAGAGCGUACUCAUCCACUCCGUGCGGGGGCAGUCCAGAUCCUGCUGCAUUUUGGGAGCCUACAUGAUGAGAAAAUACAGUUGGGGCCUGCGCAAGACGAUGGAAUUCCUCAGCUUCCGCAGGCGGAUCCAUGAAGCAUGGCACCGCUACUUGCAGCAGACAUGUCCAGAGAUGCUCCAGCAAUAUGAACCCAAGAGUCGCAACUCAUGGCAACCAUGUGGCCGGUGUAGCUUAGUGCUGUGUCGAUGCACUUUUAGGACACGGCCCGGCACGUGGGGGGUUGAGGGGAUUUGCGGCGGGCAGGCCCGACAUGAACUUGAAGACUGCGUUCAUGCAGCCCGCGGCCAAGAGCCAGACCGUGUUUAG
Symbiodinium natans is the source of this 597-nucleotide messenger RNA. NCBI's taxonomy places the organism in Eukaryota, Dinophyceae, Suessiales, Symbiodiniaceae. The record is from the annotation of a GenBank genome assembly.